CCGGCGGCCAGUCCGUCGCUGUCUCUCGCGUGCUGUUGUUCUCCGGGGCUGUUGUGCGCCGGUCGUGAAUCGUUUACCGGCCGUCGGCGUUCUGCAUUCGUGAGGGCUGCUUAUCGUUGUUGUUUUUGCUGUUCUUUUUCCCUCAUCUUUCUUCCUUGUGCGUGUUCUCUUCUCCUUGCGGAUCUUCGCCCGCAUCAAAUACGGUUGCCGGUGCGUAUGCUUAGUUGGGUGUGUGUCUGUGUAUACAGUGGCCGUACUGUUGCUUGUGUGUGACACAAAUUUAUCAUUGCGAUCGUUCUUAAUCGAAACAUUUCUGGUAUCGUUUUUUUUAGUAACAUAAAAAGUGAUUCCCGUGCGAUCAUUAGCUGGUAUACAGCAUACGAUCAGUUCUUCAUCUUGGAGUACGGUUUUAGAAGUUUUUAAUAGUGCGUAAAAGCUACCUCAUUAAUGUACCUACUGCCUUCUACGCACAGUGUGAAGACAGGCGAGUGAAAAAGUGUCUUCCAACUAUCAGGAUUAGGAAAAGUUCGAACCACAGUAAAGUGCAAUAGCAUUAUCAUAUUUGCCACGUUGUUUUUCGUGCCAUAUUGAUAACCGGCGUAUAAAAAUCUGCCAGUGGCCAGCCGGUGGGUGCAAUCUACCGGGAGAGACGUAUAGCAGGGUGACCGGUGUAACAGCGACGAGACGAUUGAAAAGACGACGCACACUAUGACGCGCGGUGUGCUUCGCCUGUGCUCCCUGCAGGGAGAUGCACUGCUGCAAAUGACGAAACCCUUGCAUCCGCUGCGAUUGUUUUCAGGUAGUGUAAAACUACUGCAGAAAGAUGGCAAACCGGCGACGGCGGUUAAGGGAAUUCCCUACAAAAAUCUGGUAAUCGGUGUACCGAAGGAAAGAUGGGCCAACGAAAAGCGAGUUUCCGUUACACCAGUUGUGGCUGGGACACUCGUCAAGAAGGGUUUCACGGUACAGGUCGAAAGCGGUGCAGGUGUGAAUGCUAAGUUCCGCGAUGCAGACUACGAAGCUGCCGGCGCUAACAUUGUGAACAAUCGACGAGCAUUCGAAACUGAUAUUGUGCUGAAAGUAAGGCAACCGAUUGAGCCGGAAAUUCCUCAGCUGAGAGAUGCCUCAACGCUGGUGUCCUUCCUGUAUCCUACCCAAAACAAGGAACUGAUUGAUAAACUGGCCCAAAGAAAGAUUAACGCAUUCGCCAUGGAUGCCAUUCCGCGAAUUUCCCGUGCACAAGUAUUUGACGCCCUUUCGUCGAUGGCCAACAUUUCCGGUUAUCGGGCGGUCAUAGAAGCGGCUAACCAUUUUCCUCGCUUCUUUACCGGUCAGAUAACGGCUGCCGGUAAAGUACCGCCCGCCAAGAUUCUCGUUAUUGGCGGUGGUGUGGCAGGAUUGGCUGCGAUCGGACAGGCUCGUGGUAUGGGUGCGAUCGUGCGUGCGUUCGAUACGCGCCCAGUCGUGAAGGAACAGGUGGAAAGCAUGGGUGCGGAGUUCUUAACGAUCAACAUCAGUGAGGAUGGUUCGACGGCCGGUGGAUACAGUAAGGAGAUGAGCAAGGAGUUUAUCGAGGCGGAAAUGACACUGUUUGCGAAGCAGUGCAAGGAAGUGGACGUCAUCAUUACCACCGCGCUCAUCCCCGGUAAAAAGGCACCAUUACUCAUCACGGAGGAAAUGGUAAAGUCAAUGAAGCCAGGUAGUGUGAUCGUGGAUCUCGCAGCGGAAGCUGGUGGCAACGUGCAGACAACUGUUCCUGGUGAGAUUAAAGUGGUGCACGAUGUGGUACACGUUGGUCUUACUGACUUCCCAAGCCGAUUGCCGACCCAGAGCUCGACACUGUACGCGAACAACAUCUCCAAAUUUUUGCUUGCCAUGGGCGAGAAGGAUCACUUCCAUAUCAAUCUCGAAGACGAAGUCGUACGUGGUAGUAUCGUGCUUCAGGGAGGCAAUCUGAUGUGGCCACCACCGGUAAUCCCUGUCUCGGCAAAACCUCCGCCAGCUGUUGCUGCCGCUCCCGCUGCUGGGGCUGCUAUUAAGGCAGAAGCGAAACCGGCCGAUCCCUUCAGCGAGACGCUUCGGAGUAGCAUGAUGUACUCGGGCGGUCUUGGAACGCUGCUUGGACUUGGUGCGAUCGCACCGAAUGCCGCUUUCACCACCAUGAUGACGACGUUCGCGAUGUCCGGCAUCGUAGGUUACCACACAGUGUGGGGUGUUACACCGGCCCUGCACUCGCCUCUCAUGUCCGUCACGAAUGCUAUCUCCGGUAUAACGGCCGUCGGUGGAUUGCUGCUGAUGGGUGGUGGUGUGAUGCCUUCGAACACGAUCGAAACGUUAGCUGCUAGUGCGGCCCUCAUCUCGUUCAUCAACAUCUUCGGCGGGUUCCUGGUGACGCAGCGUAUGUUGGACAUGUUCAAGCGUCCAACGGAUCCACCAGAGCACAACUAUCUGUACGGUAUCCCGGCAGCUCUGUUCCUUGGUGGUUAUGGUGUUGGAGCACUACAGAACCUGCCCGAAAUACACCAGAUGGCGUACCUUGCGUCGAGUCUUUGCUGUAUCGGUGCGCUCGUCGGACUGUCCUCGCAGAAAACUUCCCGUCUUGGCAAUGCGCUGGGUAUGAUGGGUGUUACCGGUGGUAUCGCUGCCACCCUGGGAUACAUGGCCCCGAGUACGGAGGUGUUGAUGCAGAUGGGAGGUGUGGCCGGAUUAGGUGGACUGAUCGGUUCAGUCAUUGCCAAACGCAUCCAGAUUACGGAUCUGCCACAGCUGGUGGCCGCCUUCCACAGUCUCGUCGGUGCUGCGGCCGUACUUACGUGUGUGGCUACGUACAUGCACGAUUUCCCCACGCUAGCUACGGAUCCGGCAGCCAACGUGCUCAAGACGGCUCUGUUCCUUGGUACUUACAUUGGAGGUGUGACGUUCAGUGGAUCGCUCGUGGCCUACGGUAAACUGCAGGGCGUCCUAAACUCUGCCCCACUACUUUUGCCCGGUCGGCACCUAAUCAACGGAGGACUGUUGGCGGGUAAUUUGGCCGCCAUGGGUGCAUUCUAUCUCGAACCAUCGAUGGCUGGUGGAUUGGGUCUGCUGGGAGCGACUGCGGCCAUGUCCACAGCGAUGGGAGUCACCUUGACUGCGGCGAUCGGUGGCGCAGACAUGCCCGUGGUUAUCACGGUGUUGAACUCCUAUUCCGGCUGGGCGCUGUGUGCCGAAGGUUUCAUGCUUAACAACAACCUUAUGACGAUCGUCGGUGCUCUGAUUGGAUCGUCCGGUGCUAUCCUUUCCUACAUCAUGUGCAAGGCAAUGAACCGUUCGCUACCGAACGUUAUCCUCGGUGGAUACGGUACUACCUCGACUGGCGGUGGCAAACCGGCCGAAAUCGUCGGCACCCAUACGGAGGUUAAUGUGGAUGGGGUGGUCGAUAUGAUUAAGAAUUCCAAAAACAUCAUCAUCACACCGGGUUACGGUUUGUGUGUGGCCAAGGCUCAAUAUCCGAUCGCUGAGAUGGUAACCUUGCUGAAGUCGCGUGGCAAGAAGGUGCGCUUCGGUAUUCAUCCGGUUGCGGGACGAAUGCCGGGACAGCUGAAUGUGCUGCUGGCCGAAGCCGGUGUUCCGUACGACGAUGUGCUUGAGAUGGAGGAGAUCAACGAUGACUUUGAGGAGACUGACCUGGUGCUGGUGAUUGGUGCGAACGACACGGUGAAUAGUGCGGCCGAAGACGACCCUAACUCGAUCAUUGCCGGUAUGCCGGUGUUGCGCGUGUGGAAAGCAGAUCAGGUUGUUGUAAUGAAACGCUCGCUCGGUGUCGGAUACGCUGCUGUGGACAAUCCAAUCUUCUACAAACCAAACACUUCGAUGUUGCUCGGCGACGCAAAGAAGACGUGCGAUGCAUUGCUGGGAAAGAUUAAGGAAGAUAACUAGAAACGAUUAAGGACACUUUGGAUUGGAUUUGAACUGAAAAAGGAUUUGGCUUUGGAACACGGACUGGAGAUCGGUUGCAAUGAAACAGCGCAAGCAUUUAAUUAAGUAAUGUAUGUAAGAACACAACGCGAAAACGUGGCCAUACAUGUUAAUAUUUUAACGGUUAAAGUAAUGUGUAAAAUAAAACCUUUUAUGCUGUACAUCGAAA
Molecule: messenger RNA, 4126 nt
Organism: Anopheles funestus (African malaria mosquito)
Lineage: Eukaryota; Metazoa; Arthropoda; Insecta; Diptera; Culicidae
Product: NAD(P) transhydrogenase, mitochondrial-like
Exons: 7
Coding region: 709-3918 (1069 amino acids)
Biological process (GO): proton transmembrane transport; NADPH regeneration
Cellular component (GO): mitochondrial inner membrane
Molecular function (GO): NADP binding; NAD binding
Source: RefSeq, a predicted model, not a curated record